Messenger RNA from Anopheles darlingi, 3841 nucleotides. Its product is annotated as sodium/potassium-transporting ATPase subunit beta-2-like. Gene Ontology annotation, cellular component: sodium:potassium-exchanging ATPase complex. The coding region runs from base 256 to 1227 and encodes 323 amino acids. Gene Ontology annotation, molecular function: ATPase activator activity. NCBI's taxonomy places the organism in Eukaryota, Metazoa, Arthropoda, Insecta, Diptera, Culicidae. The transcript has 7 exons. Gene Ontology annotation, biological process: sodium ion export across plasma membrane; intracellular potassium ion homeostasis; potassium ion import across plasma membrane. The record is from RefSeq and is a predicted model, not a curated record.
ACCUUGUGGCUACAGGCAUACGCCAACCGCGGUUUUGAUACGAUCGCCACUAGGAUUCUUUAGUCGGUUCUUGAUCGUUCGCGCGACCUGUAACGUCUUGGCGGUGCCUUCAGCUAGUAGUCUCCGCGGUUGUGCUUCGUUCGACAAACGAAUCCUCGCGAUCCGACUCGUUGCCUAGGAGUGUAUGUUUUGUGCGUGUGUGAUUGUACCCUGUCGUGUAUCUUCUGGACAAAAAAUCGUUAGUAAAGCAGCAUCAUGCCGAAAGUUGUGGAAGAACCGUUCGACCAGUUUCAGCAGUACUACCGCACGCCCAACAAUCGGACGACAACGGAGAGUUUCCGGCUGUUCUUAUGGAAUAAGGAGGAGGGAGAAAUCUUUGGCCGCACGCCUUCCAGCUGGUCAAAAAUUGGCACCUUCUAUAUCGUCUUCUACAGUGUUCUUGCGGCCCUGGUGGCCGUAUGCAUGUGGGUGUUCUUCCAAACGCUGGACCCUCGCAUUCCGAAAUGGCAAAUGGACCAAUCGCUAAUCGGUACCAACCCUGGACUGGGUUUCCGUCCUCUACCGUCGGAAGAUAACGUCGAAAGCACCCUGAUCUGGUACCAGGGUACGGAAGAAAAGAACUACAAGAUGUGGACGGACGCUUUGGAUAAGUUUCUAGAAGACUACCGAACACCUGGACAGGUGUCUGGUCGAGGUCAGAACAUCUACAACUGUGAUUACAAUCAGCCACCACCGAAGGGUAUGGUUUGUGAUGUCGACAUCAAGCAGUACGGACCAUGCACGCUCGAGAACCACUACAACUACCACAAGAGCGCACCGUGCAUAUUCUUGAAGCUGAACAAAAUCUACGGUUGGGUUCCAGAGUUCUACAACGAGUCCAAUUCUCUGCCUGGUAACAUGCCCACUGAUCUGAAGGAAUACAUUAAAGACAAGGAAGUCAAGGAACAGCACACGAUGAAUACCGUUUGGGUAUCAUGCGAGGGCGAAAAUGCGGCCGACAUUGAGCACAUUGGACAGAUUCAAUACUACCCGCGUCGCGGAUUCCCGGGAUACUAUUAUCCGUUCGAGAACUCUGAGGGCUACCUGAGUCCGCUUGUUGCCGUACAUUUCGAGCGACCAGUUCGUGGAAUCAUCAUCAAUGUCGAAUGCAAAGCGUGGGCACACAACAUUAAGCACGACAGACACGAACGGUUGGGUUCGGUUCACUUCGAGCUUAUGAUCGAUUAAAAAGUUCGAUUCUUCGGUACUUGUGUGGCUUGUGAAUGCAUAUGUUCAGAGCCCUCCGUCACGAUCGGUGGUAGCAGUAGCAGGAGUAACAGCAGUCGGAGCUGGAACAUUUGAAAAACCCCGAACAGUUCCAUCUGCUUUGUAGGAGCCCCUCGAAAAUUUGACACAACAUCUAGCCGCUUACAUCCAGAGCAAAAUAUCAUACUUCUUGCGUUCAGAAAUCAGUGGCUAAACCUCCAGCCAGAGGUGUUCGUAGCGUAAGAAGCUCAAAACAGGUCCGGAGGAGCGCUCGCGUACUCAAUUACGCACAACUACACAAUCUCUAGCGGCUGUCUUUUGAAUGUAGCCCUUGAAUCUUUUGUAUUUAUCUUACAUCCAUCGUCCGCAGUUCAUGCGCUGGAUGUCGUUGUUAUGCAUUGAAAAUGUUCCCUUUUUAAUCUCAAUUUUUGAAUCUGAAUCUUCAAUCUAAAACUAGUGUUACGCUUGGCAAUGGCCAGCAAGCGAAGUGUAAGCUAAGGAAUUGCUAUUAGCAGCUAAAUUCACUCAUCGAAUCUCUCGAAUAAUCUCGUUAUUCUGUAUAGAUUGAAAUGCUUGCAUCAUCGGCGAUGAGUUGAUGACCACAUCACUCUUUUUUAAAGAAGGCUAUCUAGAGUUUCGCCAUAUCGAAGGCAAGUUUUUAUGCAUCCGUUAUUGUUCACCUGUAAAUACGUUCCGUACGUUAAGUGGAUGUGUUUUGCCAUACAGACAACAAGAAGUGUGCGGGACUCCUUUUUUAAUACCGAUUAUAAACAAACUACCUUUCUUCUUGUUGAAAUAACCGGAACCGAUUGGUUGCUGCAAUCAUCAAAGUAUCGACAAAGUAUCGGCGGCAUCUUUUUAAGAGGAUUCACAUGGUUGGUGCAGGUCGUAAUGUCUUGUAGCAGAAGUUAUGCUAGCUGAAAAUACAUUGAGCGGCGCUAUGAACUUUUUCAAUGAUAGAAUUUUAUUUCUCAUUCCAGACAUUUUUUUUAAUAACACCAAUUCCCCUUGGCAUUAGAUAGCAGAUGUUUUAUGUGCAUUUGUCUUCUUGACAAUGUAUAUUUUCAGUUUCCAUUAGUGGCAUUAAAUGUGGCCCUUUCAUUUUCUACAUUUUUGUGAACAAUCGAACGUGCGAAUGUGCCAAAUUCCGUGCGUCACUACAAUGAGUCCCACCAUUUAGAUAGUUUAUGUGAGAAAAGACAGCCUCAAAAGUCAAAAUAUGAUACAAAACCAAUGACCUAAGGGAACAACAUUUCUGUAGAAUAGUUAUUGAAAGUAUUACAUGAACGAUGAUAAUAGCACGGAAAGCCACGGCUGCCCAUACUCUAAUCCUCGGAACGGCAAUAGACAAACGGCAGAUUUUUCGAUACCUUUUUCUAAGCGUUUUUGAGAGUAUUUUCCGACUCAAGUGCCAACAGCUGGAACAAUUGUUUUAUGAGAAAAAAAAGCCAAAAAGCUGAAUGGUAUUCCAUCACAAACCACCGUCUGCAAGUAAAGCUAUAGUGUCACUUUGUAGCAGAAUGAAACAUUUACCACACUUUUUGGUCUUUUACAGUAUGUUCUAUGUAUAGCUAUAAUUUACAAAAAAAACUGUGUCUCACGUGUGAGUGCGCGUUCGCUGAUGUGUGUGUGUGUUAGUGUAUGUGUGAGUAGCUAGGUAGUUGCGCACCGUAGACCAAGGUCUCUUCAGUUGAUGCUGCCUACUAAAUGAACACCGCAAGUUGUUCCUCUUUUUAAAGCCAAGCAAGUAAAAUCUCACUCAACUCAAUUCGUCCAAGGAAUCAAAAUUCCGCUCUAAUGUUAUAAUUUGUUUAUUUCACCAAUAAAUCUGCAUUUAGUUCAUUGAUUAGACAUAAACGGAAAAGUUUGGCGGAAAUGAAACAAAAUGAAUACUUUCUCUCGACGGCACAAAUAAUAUCUGAAAAAGACAGUAGCACACGAUAACGAUUACGUUACUUUAGUGACCAAAAGAACACAUCUUUACAAACGGUUGAUGCGACGUAAGGUGUUUUAAGUUCGAUUUAUAGCUACGCUGUUGCCUAUUAUCAACUCCACCACACUCCAAUCAAGAAGUGUUCGAUAGUACAGUUUGUACGAAUGAUUGCUGGGUGACAAGACGUUAGCAUUAGCCAUGAUUCUUCAACAGCUCGCUCGCACUCAAAAUAAUUGAACACUAGUAUCAAAUGUGUGUAAGAUGAUGGGCUGCGUCGAGCAGUGCAGGCAGAUGGCUGCCUAAGGUGAAGGCAGAAAUAUCACCUUGCAAUGAGUAGCCACCUACCCCGCCGUGCGUCAUCGCGAUAGAUAGUGCUAUAAUUGCGAAAGAUCCUAUGUAACUGUAAUUUCCAAGCGAUUCAAAUAAAGAUUACAACAAGAAACACCACUUCAUGUGCCAAUAUAGCUUGGUAAAGCCAGCGAGCAGUUGCAAACCGGAGACACAUGUGUUAUCAAAGGGAUGGAGGUGAGCAUCUAUAAAAUAAUUCUUCAAACAGUCGCGAUGAAAGGGGGCUAUCUGUGACAAUUGAAUGGUACAAUUAUCGAUUAUCAUCAAGCUGUCUGCGUUUGCUACGUACAAAGGUUUAAUGGCGCUUCAUCUAGG